Scophthalmus maximus (turbot) is the source of this 2572-nucleotide messenger RNA. RefSeq names its product aldehyde dehydrogenase 7 family, member A1 (gene aldh7a1). The transcript has 2 exons. The record is from RefSeq and is a predicted model, not a curated record. Gene Ontology annotation, molecular function: aldehyde dehydrogenase (NAD+) activity. Lineage: Eukaryota; Metazoa; Chordata; Actinopteri; Pleuronectiformes; Scophthalmidae. The coding region runs from base 176 to 1804 and encodes 542 amino acids.
UCUGUCUCGUUAUGUAGUCUCAGACGGACUGGUGUUGAGAUCAGAUGUCUGUGGAGGCCACACCAUCUGUUGCAGAACAACUUGUUCUUUCGCUGGAAAUACUAGUUUGGGGCUGCGAUUGGGCUCAUUGUCAUACUGCAGAAGGAUUUUGGGACGAAAGCAACUCAAAGCACCCAUGCAGCGCUGCCUCACUCUGACUUUUGCCCGGCAAAGCAGUCUCCUAUUGGGGAAUAAAUUUGCAACUGUCCACUGUCAGCAGACGGCAGCCAUGUCAGGUCUCCUCAUCCACCAGCCCAAGUACGCCUGGCUGAAAGAGCUUGGUCUGUCCGAGAACAAUCCCGGCGUUUACAAUGGCAGCUGGGGAGGUAGCGGGGAGGUCAUCACGUCUUACUGCCCUGCCAACAAUGAGCCGAUUGCCAGAGUAACCCAGGCUACUUUGGGGGAGUAUGAAGAAACUGUCCAGAAGACGAAGGAGGCUUGGAAAAUCUGGGCAGAUAUUCCAGCUCCCAAAAGAGGGGAGAUUGUGAGGCAGAUUGGUGAUGCACUUAGGAAGAAGAUCAAAGUCCUUGGGAGCCUAGUGUCACUGGAAAUGGGCAAGAUCUAUGUUGAGGGCGUGGGCGAGGUUCAGGAAUAUAUUGAUGUCUGUGAUUACGCUGUUGGUCUGUCCAGAAUGAUUGGCGGGCCCAUUUUGCCCUCAGAAAGACCAGGCCAUGCUCUGAUCGAACAGUGGAACCCAGUUGGACUUGUCGGCAUCAUCACUGCCUUUAACUUCCCAGUGGCUGUGUAUGGCUGGAACAACGCCCUCGCUCUGACCUGUGGCAACGUCUGCCUUUGGAAAGGAGCUCCUACCACACCUCUCACAAGUGUUGCAGUUACCAAAAUCGUGGCUGAGGUGCUGGAGCAGAACAACCUGCCCGGUGCAAUCUGCUCCAUGACCUGUGGAGGCGCUGAUAUCGGUACCGCCAUGGCAAAGGAUGAGCGUGUUGAUCUGCUGUCGUUCACUGGAAGCACCAAUGUUGGCAAGAUGGUGGCCAUGAUGGUGCAGGAAAGGUUUGGUCGCAACCUGUUGGAGCUUGGUGGAAACAAUGCCAUCAUUGUGUUCGAGGAUGCUGAUCUAAAUCUUGUGGUGCCUUCUGCUGUUUUUGCAUCUGUGGGAACUGCUGGCCAGCGCUGCACCACAACCAGGAGGUUGAUUCUACACGAGAGCGUUCACGACACAGUGGUUGAGAGGGUCACCAAGGCCUACAAACAAGUACGCAUUGGAGACCCCUGGGAUCCCAGCACCAUGUAUGGACCUCUGCACACCAAGCAAGGUGUGGAUCAGUACCUGGCAGCUAUUGAGCAGGCCAAACAACAGGGCGGCACAGUGGUCUGUGGAGGAAAGGUGAUGGACCGUCCCGGACACUACGUGGAGCCCACCAUUAUCACAGGGCUGGCUCACGAUGCUCCCAUCGUCCACACAGAAACCUUUGUCCCCAUCCUCUACGUCCUCAAAUUCAAGACAGAAGAGGAGGCGUUUGCCUGGAACAACGAGGUCAAGCAGGGUCUGUCCAGCAGCAUCUUCACCAAAGAUAUGGGCAGGGUUUUCCGCUGGCUCGGGCCCAAAGGAUCCGACUGCGGCAUUGUGAAUGUCAACAUUCCUACAAGUGGAGCUGAGAUUGGAGGAGCCUUUGGCGGGGAGAAACACACUGGAGGUGGAAGAGAGUCCGGCAGCGACUCGUGGAAGCAGUACAUGAGGCGUUCAACGUGCACAAUAAACUACAGCAAGGAUCUUCCUCUGGCACAAGGAAUCAAGUUUGAGUGAAGACUUGAAAUAGAUUAAUUAAGCUUCAACGUUGCCCAGAAGGAUAACACUAAAUGUUGGUGACAAAGUAUUGCUUAACAAAUUCAAGGCAUUCGUUUUUUGCAUUUUUUGCAAGGUCAGUUUAAUUAGAAAAAAAUAAUAUAAUUAGUGUCUCAUUAGUUAUUUAUCAAGUCUGUUUUUGUGGUUAUGGCUUUUGAGAUUAAUCCUGAAUUUAAAGUUUGAAAAUUGUUGUGUUUAAGGUCAAAUUCUUUUCCCCAAUAUGUUGGUGUGCACUUUUCUACAAGCCCUUAAAGUCAGUUUGAGUGCUACUUCACUGUAACACAUACUUGAUAUGGUAUAAAAAUAAAUCUUUAUUUUGGAAGAAUAUCUGAAGUCGACAUAACUAACAAGGUAGAAUUUAGUAUACAAGUCAAUUAAGGUGCAAAAGUCCUUUUUGAUUUGACAAUACAGUAGAUCUUAUAUGAACAGAGACGCUUAAGAUCGCAAGAUAGUCAUUCUAGUAAUAACAGCCUUUUAUCACAGACUGCUAGGUGGAAAAAAUCAUGAAAGUUUCCAAGAUUAUAAAAAAACAAUCCUGGUUAAUUUAAGGUAGCUGUAAAACACCUGUUUGCAUCUCUAUUAUAGCAUUUAUAUGAACAGAUCAGUCAAGAGUAACUGGUGUAAAUGCAGUGAUCCGUGUACUAUACUUUGCAUCUAAAGCGACCUUCAAGAGAGAGUCACAAUGUACUUUUCAGACUAUCAAAUAACAAUAAAGUCUUCUUGGUUAUA